UUGCACCACGGUGGACGGAAAGGCCGCUUCUUCGCCGACCUUCUCCUCCCUCGACCAGCCGACAUUGACGUCGUUUGCUCCCCCGCUUCCGUUCGGAAGUACAGGGACUUGCUGACUUAAUCCCGCACAAAUAUGCAAAAGGCUCAAGUUCACAUGCAGCAGCAAGCCAACAGGCGUCGCGUGCCAUGUCCUAUCCGCGCCAGUGAUCUGGUUUGGGUCUCCGCGGAAGAGUUUGCACUGGAACAGGAUGUUUCACACAAACUGUUUCCCAAGUGGUUUGGACCUUGGUCUGUGACAGCAGCCGCGGGCGAUGAGCCCGAUGACCCUUCAUUUGUGAUCAACAUUCCAGAACAUCUGACGGUCCAUCCGGUCUUCCACGCCUCGAAGCUGGCAACAUACACGCCAGCCAAGAGCGACGACUUUCCGGGCCGACGAUCGCAGGACCCUCCUUCUGUGGAUGGUCAUGAGGAAGUUGACCGCGUCAUCACCGAUCGCAAGUACGGCACCAAGCCGCGGCAGUACAAAGUCACAUUCAAAGCAUGCGAUCCCGACGAUACUCGGUGGAUUUCAGGCGCAGAUUUGAAAGCAUCCGCACCGCUGAUCUACGUGCAUUAUGAAAAGCGGAGGUUAGCUCAGGAAGUAUCAGGAGCACCAUCAUCAGUCAAGUCACUCAAGUGGGCAUCAGACUCUGAGCAGGAUGCUAUGCUGAUGGCAGUUUCACAGCCCUAUUUCCUCUGGCUGGCCGCGAAUGUAAUGCCGUCAGUGGCGGAAGUAGUUCUGAAUGUAGCCUACUACAUGCCGGCCAAUCCAUGGGCUGCACUGAGGGAGUGCCUGUUGACUCUCGUGGAGGAACUGCAGUGGAAAGAGCUAGACAAGGAGAGAGUCUCGCGACAGAAGGAGAUGGCUCAACCGGUUGUGACGCUUGUGACUGAUGGCUCCAUGGUGGCACAGGAAAAUAAUAGCAGCCAUGCAACAGACACGAUCAUUAAUGCUGAUGCGGGAAUGCAUACGGAUGCUGUGGAAGUUGCAGCAGAAGGAAAAAUGAUAGCACCGAACCAGGUGUUAUGACAGCUACGACUUCCGUAGACGUGGAUGGUACUAUGCUAUAAUUGCUAUGUCAAUCGCUAUGAUUAUAUCAUGAACAUGAGUUGGACGAUGGAUGAACCCAUGCAUACCAUAGGUCACUCAUUUUUGCAAAAGUUUUCCACAUGUCAAGAGUCGAUACUAGAAAGAAAUGUCACAGUGAUCUAAAAACCGUUGAGCAGCCCAAUGCACUCCACGUUCAUGAUUCUAGAAAAGGGAGCGGGAGAGGGAGAGGGGAGAGGGAGAGGGAGAGGGCGAGGGAGAGGGAGAGAGGAGUAUCAAAGGGAAGAGAGAGUGGGAUGGCUGAACAGCGGCCAGUCGACUCCCAUUGCCAGGAAACAGUGUGACACAGGUAUGUCCUUUUUUGCCUUUGAUUUGGGCUUUCGGACUGUGGGAGAAAGAGAGAUGUGAGGGAGUUGUUUCUCCCUUAAUAUGAGUCAGUCAUUCCGUUGUUCCAAAUUUGUUUGAUUCACCCCUUGCCCCUAAAAGGACAUAUCAACCGGCGAGCUUCAUUGCCGUUCUGGAGAACAGCAAGAAGGCCUUCCUUACGCUUGGUUACUUCUCUGGCAUGCCUCAAACACGAUGCGGCCUCAUCACGGGGAUCACAUUCACAGUCUCAAACGGCAGCAGGCAUUGUACACAUUAUGAUCUGCGGCUGCCUAUUUUGCAAACAAAGGACUCCUUUUCUU
Messenger RNA from Chara braunii, 1772 nucleotides. The record is from the annotation of a GenBank genome assembly. Lineage: Eukaryota; Viridiplantae; Streptophyta; Charophyceae; Charales; Characeae.